AUGUCGGCUCUUAGCAAUGGAGUUGGUAGCGACAGUUCUUGUGAAACGGAUCUAGACUCCGCUGGCAGUGAAGUUGUCCGCUGUUUCAUUUGUGACGAUCCCUGUGAGUCUUCAACGCCUCUGACCGAAAUGUACACCAUGCGAACAUCUAUGGGAUUUCCAAAUAAAUUGGCCCAGCUAGUGGGCAACGGUUUCAAGAUCAUCAUUUGCAAUGAGGAUUAUGUUUGCUUACGUUGCACGAAUUUAGUCAACUGGUUAGAUCGCUUGGAUGACGAUGUAGAACAAGUGAAAUCGAGCUUGAUUCAUUUGUUAAAUAAGAAAUAUGCUUUUAAUACAGAUGAGGACCAGACAUUCCCCACCGUCCCACCGAAGAGCCAAAAACAGUCAACAGGAUCAGGAAAUUCUUCGAUGAAAGGAAACACUGGCCGGUAUUUCUUACGCCCACGCAAAGUUGUAGGAACUAAUUCAGAUCAUUCGACGACUUCACACCAGAGUGUCGCCAAGGUCCAAAAAAUGUGCACCUCACAGCGGAGUUUCCAAUGCAAGCAGUGUUCCGCGACCUUCACUCAAUUCGUGGCCAUGAAUCAACACAUGCUUCGGAAUCACAAACCAGUCAUGGAUAACACUAGCUCCGACAGUCAUGUCAGUGCAGUCAAUACUAGCUCCAAUAAUUCAGAAAACGCCUUGCUCAACGGCACAAAAAACACAACAUCCCAUGCAACUGAAACUGUCACUGAAUCGGCCAAUGGUCAACGUAAACCAAAGGAUACCAAGCCGUUGCUUAAGAAACGGCCUGCUAAACCGAAGCCCUACGAAUGCCAGACUUGCUUCCAACGUUUUGAAACCCGUGCUGCCAUCACAGUUCACGCCAGGAAACAUCAAACAAAAUUCGUUUGUCGUGUUUGCGAUAUGCCGUUUCUGAAGUGGAAUUUGCUGGUUAAACACAUAAGGAUCCAUCAAAAACCCGAUAGACCAGCAGAUUCAGCAGAAGUAGCUGAUAAUGCAAGUGAUAUGGCCUCGGCCAAGUUAUGGAAUACAGAAGUCUUCUCCCAAAGCUCUCCUGAGUUGGAUACCCGUCAGGAGCCUAUGCGAACAAUUAGCGAUGACAAUAAGAUGGUAGAAUCGGCACCAGGUGGAAAUAAACCACUCAAUGAUGCUGCCGCUGAAGACUGGAUAUCAGAAGAAGUCGGAGACAAUGACAGCUGCUCUACAUCGUCAUAUACUGGAACCAAUGGCAAAUCAACCGUAGUUCCUACUAAAGAUUCCACUACCUUACCCAUAUCAUUACCAAAUUUAAAUGAAAGCAAAACUAUCGAGCAAUCUACAAGUGCUGCUCACGAUCAACAAGAAAUCCCGAUCCCAGAGACUGACGACGAGAUCAAGUUUAUUGCAAAUGAAAGUGGAUACUUCUUGGAGUACGAUAAUCACAUUCUCACCAAUGCUGGAGGAGAUCAGAUUAUUGUAAAAGACCCGGAUCAAAUCAAGGAGCUGCUGCACCGUAUCGGACUUAUUCAGACCGGCAAAGUUCAAAAUGGUAAUACUCCGGAAUCCACGGCCGAUAUGACCGGAGAAAUGGCGCUUCCUCAGGGUGAGAACAAUAACACUGGAACAGAUGAUGUGCCCCAUUUUACUCGCGAAGAGACAUUCUGUACUGAGGAUUAUCAGCCCAUUGGCGAAGAAAAGGAAGAUUCUGUAACAACAAAUGGACAAGACAAGACUUCUGAGGCUUCGGGUGGUACUAACAGUACUUAA
This is a messenger RNA of Drosophila willistoni, 1752 nucleotides long. Its product is annotated as zinc finger protein 473 homolog. Gene Ontology annotation, molecular function: RNA polymerase II transcription regulatory region sequence-specific DNA binding; DNA-binding transcription factor activity, RNA polymerase II-specific. Bases 1 to 1752 code for a protein of 583 amino acids. Gene Ontology annotation, biological process: regulation of transcription by RNA polymerase II. Lineage: Eukaryota; Metazoa; Arthropoda; Insecta; Diptera; Drosophilidae. The record is from RefSeq and is a predicted model, not a curated record. The transcript has a single exon. Gene Ontology annotation, cellular component: nucleus.